AUGUACAUCCCGUCAUAUCGGUUUCUUUCUACCAUGGCAUCGAUUCUUUCUAAAUUUUCUAAGGUUCCGAUUGAAGAUAUUUCUAAGGCUUCUGCCUCCUUAUUUCCAGAAUUGUCUACUGAGUCCAAGGCUUUGUCUUCUCAGUUUGAAACUUUGUCAAGCAGACUUAAUGAACCAGAAACUUUGGAAACUUUAAAUAACAACUUAAGAACCAAAACUUUUGUUUCUGGCAAUGUUCCUGCUAAGGUUGAUUUGGAUUUAUUCUCCAAAGUUUUGCCUGUUGCCUCCCAGUGGAAGACUGCUGAAGAAUACGCUAAGUUCAGACACAUUUUGAGAUGGGUUGACUUGGUGCAAAACACCUUGGUUGAAAUUCCUGAAGCCCAAAAGUUAAACAUUAACUUGGAUACCGAAGUCCCUAGAGAGAUUAAGGAAAAGAAGAAGCCGGCUGAAAAAGCUGCUCCUGCCGACAACGCUGCUAAGAGUUCUGCUGAAAAGACUCCAAAGGUUCCAGCGGAGGGCAAAGUUACUAAAGGUGAAAAAGGUGCUGAAAUAUCCGAAGAAGAGAAGAAACUCAGAGCAGAAGCUGCUAAGGCUAAAAAAGCUGCAAAGGCUAAGGCUAAGGCUGAACAACAGGCCAAGCAACAAGCUGCUGCAGUUCCUCCUAACCCUGGUAUGAUUGACUUUAGAGUUGGUUUCAUCCAGAAAGCUGUCAAGCAUCCUGAUGCUGACUCUUUGUAUAUGUCUACUAUUGACAUGGGCGACCCUGAAGGCCCCAGAACCGUUUGCUCUGGUUUGGUUAAAUACAUCCCAUUGGAAGAUAUGCAAGAGAGAUAUGUUGUGGUGGUCGCUAACUUGAAACCUGUUUCUAUGAGAGGAGUUAAGUCAUGCGCAAUGGUUUUAUGUGCUUCGAAGGAUGAUACUGUGGAAUUCGUCAACCCACCGGCUGGAUCUAAGCCUGGUGACAAGAUUUUCUUUGAGGGCUACAAUGCUGUUCCAGAGAAGCAAUUGAACCCAAAGAAGAAGAUUUGGGAAGCAGUGCAACCUGGUUUUAGCACGAAUGAGAACUUUGAAGUGACUUACACUGUUGAAGGUAAGCCACCGGCCAAGUUGGUGAACGAAAAGGGCGAACUUUGCAAAAACUCCACCAUUGUUAAAGCUGACGUUAAGUAA
Messenger RNA from Clavispora lusitaniae ATCC 42720, 1170 nucleotides. It is a transcript of the gene ARC1, whose product is annotated as Arc1p. Gene Ontology annotation, molecular function: tRNA binding; tyrosine-tRNA ligase activity. NCBI's taxonomy places the organism in Eukaryota, Fungi, Ascomycota, Pichiomycetes, Serinales, Metschnikowiaceae. The record is from RefSeq and is a predicted model, not a curated record. Gene Ontology annotation, cellular component: methionyl glutamyl tRNA synthetase complex.